This is a messenger RNA of Symbiodinium sp. CCMP2592, 2073 nucleotides long. Lineage: Eukaryota; Dinophyceae; Suessiales; Symbiodiniaceae. The record is from the annotation of a GenBank genome assembly.
AUGGAUCUUCGGGAUGCCCUCGCUGAUGUCCGCCACCUCCUUGUCCAGGCCGCUCAACAUGGGCAGCUGGACGAGGUGGUCUCGGCUUUGCAACCUGGCUGCGACCGCUUGCAGGGCUUUCAGCUCUGCCACUCCGCUGUUAAAGGCCCCGGUGACUUGAACCGCUUGGUCUCUGCUGCUAUGACUGGUGUGACCCGCUGCUUGGGCUUCUCCUGUCAGCUGAAAAGCGACCGUCUGAAGAUCGAUGAGAUCGACGUGAACCUGCUCCCUUCUCUUGUCCCUCUGCUCCUUGUCCCUCGGCGGACACUGAAGCGCUGGGUGCAGGCCGAGGAAGAGGUGGUCUCGGCUUUGCAACCUGGUGCCUUGGCUGGAGCCUAUGAAGGCUGCGACCGCUUGCAGGGCUUUCAGCUCUGCCACUCCGCUGUUAAAGCCCCCGGUGACUUGAACCGCUUGGUCUCUGCUGCUAUGACUGGUGUGACCCGCUGCUUGGGCUUCGCCUGUCAGCUGAAAAGCGACCGUCUGAAGAUCGAUGAGAUCGACGUGAACCUGCUGCCCUUCUCUUGCCUGCAAUUCUUCAUGACAGGCUUUGUGCCGUUGAAUCGGGCCUUCACCGUCCAGGCCGCUCAACAUGGGCAGCUGGACGAGGUGGUCUCGGCUUUGCAACCUGGUGCCUUGGCUGGAGCCUAUGAAGGCCCCGGUGCUGGAAUGGAGACUCGUUGGCUGAUUCCGGACGGCCUGCGAGUGCCGCAGGUCGACAUGAAGAUAUGCCCCACUCCUGACAGAACGGACAGACGCGUCAGGCGGCCACCGCCGGCCUUGUGCCGGCAGCUGCAGGCGGCCAAACACAACAAAAUGGUCACGCGGCCAGCGUCGGCCUUCUGCCGGCAGUUACAGGCGGCCAAACACAACAAAAUGGUACCCGGCGAUGGAAACCUCGGAGGUCUCCGACACGCUGGUAAAGCCAUACAACGCUGUCGUCCUGCUGCUUCUGCUGCCCAGCUUUUGCUCGACCUCGUCUGCAAAGGUCUGGUUGCCCAGGCGGAGGAGUUCGCCAUGCUCAGCCGUGAGGGCUCUGGUGUGGCGGCAGAAGACCACACGUGGGCCAAGGAGGUGCUGGAGUCUUCCGCAGUCUGUGGCGAUGCUGCAGAACGUCAAAAGCUCCUGGCUUUUCUGGCGGCCUACUGCCAAUGCGAUGAUGAAACCGCCAAGUUGCUGGGGCGCCGAUACUUCAACCUCGCAGCACCUUUCGCGAUGUCAAGAUCGGCAUGGACGAAGGUGCGCAGAGACAUGGCCAAGGCGAAGGCUGCCGCAGCACCGCCGGCAACGAGGGCUGAACCUGUGGCGGCGGCGGGAGCUCCGCCUGCGGCGUCGCCGACGGCGACGGGGCCUCCGGCUCCUGCUGCAGCAGCAGCCGGACAGCGACAAGGAGGCAUGUCGAAGUCAGGCGUCGUGAAGAACUGGGUGGAAGACAAGGGCUUCGGCUUCAUAGGCCCAGACGACGGCAGCGAAGACCUGUUCUGCCACGCAUCCUCCCUGCAAGGGUGCAAGCGCCUGGGCCAAGGAGACAAGGUCCGUUUCGAUGCGGAGUACGACGAUCGCAAAGGCAAGAUGCGGGCGCUGAACGUCUCUCUGGAAGGUGGCGGAGGUGGCGGCUGCGCGGGCCGUGGCUAUGACCGGGAUGAUCGUCGCGGAGGGUAUGAUCGGCGAGAUGACCUCCGUGACGACCGCCGAGACCGUGGCGGCUGCGCGGGCCGCGGCUAUGACCGGGAUGAUCGUCGCGGAGGGUACGAUCGGCGAGAUGACCUCCGUGACGACCGCCGAGACCGCUGGGAUGACUCAGGCCAAUGUCUCUGUCUACUUCUGCUUCUCUCUCCCUCCCUCUCUCUCUGUCUCUCUGUCUCUCUGUCUCUCUGUCUCUCUGUCUCUCUGUCUCUCUGUCUCUCUGUCUCUCUGUCUCUCUGUCUCUCUGUCUCUCUGUCUCUCUGUCUCUCUGUCUCUCUGUCUCUCUGUCUCUCUGUCUCUCUCUCUCUCUCAGCAUGGGUCGGGGAUUCGUUGGUGCAGUUGCAGCGAUGA